AUGCUUUUCACCUUACCUUCUUUAAUACAGAAAGGCACUUUUACGCCUCCUCCAGUUCAAGGCCGAAAUCACACCGAAAUUCAGACAGAGCUUUACCUUGAAGAGCUCUCUGGCGUUGUUGAAACAGACACCGUUUUCUGUCAGACUGAUGAUUUUUUGGAUAGGCCUCCGACACCCAUUUUUAUGCCUGCCAAAACCGGCGUAGAUGUCGCCACAGAGAUUCUCGCCAACGACCUAUUCGACUUUGAUCUGGAAGUAAAGCCAAUUCUGGAAGUUUUGGUGGGCAAAGUGAUGGAACAGGCUCUACUAGAGGUCAGCGAAGAAGAAGAAUUGGCAGACAUUCGAAAACAGCAACUGGAGUUUGAGGAAAUUCGUGAUGCUGAACUCAUUGAAAUGCAGCGCCUGGCUGAGCGGGAAAGGCGAUAUCGGUAA
This is a messenger RNA of Hydatigera taeniaeformis, 432 nucleotides long. Lineage: Eukaryota; Metazoa; Platyhelminthes; Cestoda; Cyclophyllidea; Taeniidae. The record is from the annotation of a GenBank genome assembly.